CUGGCACAAGUGUUUGGACAAGUAUUAGUGCACCAUUCUCAUACCGCCAAAUCUUUUCUCUGGUCCCUGGACGCUCACAGCGGGUAAUUGUCACCGCCGGGUCGGUCAUAUACCCAAAACAGGGCACAGACACGGGGACAGCCAUCGUCUUUGACCCUUUCCAACGCUGACCAUUCCAUACCAGUGGUCACUAUAUGGUGUUUUGCCCUACGUGACAUCAACCUCAAAGGAUUAUGGCCAAUUUAUGAAUACGUUUGACUUGCAGUGAACGGAUUACCACACGAUGUCAAAAGGCAUUCGAGGUCAAAGAGUAACCAAAGGUCAUUGAACCUCUACAUCCGGUCAUUGGAUAUUUGAAGUCUGUGUCCAAGUUUCCAGUUAAUUCCAACUUAGAAAAACAGCCACAGGAAAGAGUCACUCAAUACACAGCCAUGCACGGUCAGUGUCCUCAAUGGCGUUUACUUGUGGUCGCCUUGAUGAUGACAAGUGCGGUCAGUGUACUUGCCGCGAAAACUAAGAAGUGUCCGAGUGCUUUCUGUGCAUGUACCGGAAAGAGUGUCGACUGUUCCAAUCAUAACAGUCUCCAAAUUCCGGACGGUAUUCCAGACGGAACAAAAGUUCUCAGUUUGGCGGGAAAUAAACUGCUAACGGUGGACAAUGCCAAACUUCGGCGUUUAAAAAAAUUACGGUCGCUUGACCUUAGUAACAACAACAUAGAGGAAAUACAACGAGAUGCAUUUUCUGGUUUGAAAUCUUUAAGAUUUUUGCAACUUGCCGAAAACCAAUUGCAACAUUUACCUCAUGAUGUUUUUGAACUUCUUAAAGGUCUAGAAAACCUUGACCUUUCAAAUAAUGACCUUAAAAGCGUAGAAGGUACCUUUGUGAACAUGUCAAGGAUUUUACAACUGGACCUAUCGAACAAUCAUAUUACACAUCUAACAGCUCGUUCUUUCAAAGGUUUGAGUAAUUUACAGUACCUAAAUCUGGAGAGCAAUAAUAUCUCCAGAAUUGACGUGCUGGCUUUCUGGGAUAUGACGUCAUUGCGCCAACUGGUACUACGCAACAACUUCCUGCAGCAGGCAGACGGUCUGUUCGUUGAAAACCCCGAUUUACAAUCGCUUGACCUGGCGAAUACUCAUCUUCAAUCCUUCCCACAAGUGUUACCACUGCAUAUAGAGGUUCUUCAUUUGGACCAGAAUAACAUCUCUACAAUACGUCGGGGCGAUACGAUUGGCUACAUCAGACUUAGGACUCUGAUGUUGUAUGAAAAUUCGCUGACACUUAUUGAAGACGACUGUUUCGCGAACAUGCAAGAUCUACAGGAACUGUGGCUCAAUAUGAAUAAUCUGAAGGAAAUCCCUGUAGGCUUGCCUGCUAGUCUACAUCAUUUAAGCCUAGACAAUAAUAAAGUGAGUGUUAUAAAUAGUAACGAUUUUCCCGCCAAUUCCAAUUUGCAGAUUUUGUCUCUCCAAUCCAACGCUAUCACACGUCUUGAAAAGGGCGUUUUUCGGAACGUCGCAUCAUUGAAUGAACUUUUUCUUGGAGGAAAUAGCUUCAGUGUGUUUGCCAACAAUGUUUUUUCGCCUUUAAGUAAUUUACAAAAUUUGAACCUGCUUAGAUUUGACCUUGACCUUAUAGAAGAGAAUGCGUUCAAUGGUUUGUCUAAUUUGAAAUCGCUUGACCUUUCUUAUAUUCUUAUGAAAUCGCCAAGUGGAAUUCAAGGUAAUAUUUUCAAAUGGCUACCAAAUCUAACCACGUUGGCGCUUCAGGAGAGUCCAUAUAUUGCGUCUAAAUUGAUUUCCUCGCGAGAAAUGCUGUCCAGCAUUAGCUCCGUGCAAGACCUGAACUUAAUGGAUAACACCAUAACGAGUCUAAGUCUUACUUUACUCAGCAGUCUUAAACAGCUCAAGUCUAUAAAGCUUCCGGGAAACCCGUUCCAUUGCGACAGUCUAUUGCGCUGGUUACAGGAUUUCAUCAAGUUGGAGAGAACCAAGUUUUUUAUGCCUUACGAUAUAUUGUGUCAUACCCCAAUUGAGUUACGUGGUCAGCCUCUUGUAGAUGUCCAGUAUUCGGACUUCGUCCCCGCUACCACUACCACACUAUUGCCAAAGACAACCACACUGGACAGAAACGUUGAUGACCAAUCAAAUAAAACCAUACCAAUAGAACAGUCCAAUUACACCUCACAUCCUCAAAUGACUUCUAUAGCCCCAGUCGUCAACACAACGGUUGCUAAUGUUACCAUAAUAACUAGUGCUCACAAAGGAAAUGACGACAAUGACCAACCGGAAGAAGAAAAUUUUAUGAUGAUUACCGUAGCUACGAGUAUUUCGACUGCUGCAAUCAUCAUUGUAGUUGCCGUGGUGAUUAUAGUCAUAUUUCAUCGCCGGAGAUUUAUACAACGCGAUUUUGAAUACUGUCGAGAAAAUGAGGUGGAAUUUUACGUGUCUGACGGGAGUGAUCGUCCCCCGGUCAAACUGACCCGUGAGGAGAGGCAGUCACGUGGCUCUGUGACGUCAAAAGCAGAGGAAGAUAUUACCAACGAACUGGAUCUCAGUAUGAGGGUGUACACUUGGGAUGAUGGUGAACAAUAAUCUCAUUCUAUUGUCUAUGCGCAUAACAAUAACCGUUGACCUUCUAUUUUAAUAAGAAAUUAUCGGGAUGGGCAGCUUUGAUUCUCUUUGUAGAUAUUUCGUUGACUACAUUGUCUCCUGAGACCUGGUGAUACUUAACAUAAUUCCACUGAACUCUAUUGAUAUAUGAAUCUUAAAAUCUGACCUCUGCUGAUAUACCUUGAACUAUGACCUUUGGCAUCUUCUUAUUUGUGUGUACUUACCUCUGUUACAUGUAUAAUGCACAAAAAUAAAACAGACUGAAUGACUGACUGUUCAUCUGUACAACUUGUCCUACAUGGCAUAUUGACCUCUGACCUUAGAUGUUGUUUACACCUUGAACGGCCAAUGACGACCUCUAUUUAACAUUGACCUCUGAUCCCUUGAACAGCUAUCAGUUACCAUAAAGCGCAUAUUUGCAUUUACUUUGGGCCUCAGACGGAGGUUAACUCGAGCUCCAUGUUCAGCAAAACAUGACAUCUAUUUACAUAUUUAAUGUUGACCUCUGACCUCCAAUAGAAAUUAACAAUUUUGACAGUCAAUACUGACCUCUGUAUACAAGUACAUAUUUGCAUUAACCUUUGACCUUAGAAGUUAACACAUUGGACAGCCAGCAAUGACAUGUGGAUACAUAUGU
Mizuhopecten yessoensis (Yesso scallop) is the source of this 3249-nucleotide messenger RNA. Its product is annotated as slit homolog 3 protein-like. Gene Ontology annotation, cellular component: extracellular matrix. Gene Ontology annotation, molecular function: protein binding. The record is from RefSeq and is a predicted model, not a curated record. NCBI's taxonomy places the organism in Eukaryota, Metazoa, Mollusca, Bivalvia, Pectinida, Pectinidae. The transcript has a single exon. The coding region runs from base 432 to 2594 and encodes 720 amino acids.